UAAAAAGGGGAAAAAAAAAAAAUAGAAGAAGAAGAGAAUAAAUAAUAAAAAGCAAAAAAACGUUCAUUGCCUCCGGCCAGUUAGACGGACAUCAGAAUCAAAAUUAGGAGAUAAGACUUGCCGGAGAAUUAGAAGACAUGGGAAGAAGAAAAGUGGAGAUCAAACGAAUUGAAGACAAAACCAGUAGACAAGUCACUUUCUGUAAACGACGCAAUGGUCUCAUGGAGAAAGCUCGCCAACUCUCAAUUCUCUGUGAAUCCUCCGUCGCUCUUGUCAUCGUUUCUUCCACCGGAAAACUCUACAGCUUCUCCUCCGGCGAUAGCAUGGCCAAGAUCCUCAGUCGUUUUGAAAUACAGCAGGAUGCUGAUCCUACAACCUCGGAUCUUGCAGAAAAAAGUAGGAAUUAUCUUUCACAUAAGGAGUUACUAGAACUAGUCCAAUGCAAGCUUGAAGAAGCGAAAAGCGAUAAUGCAAGUAUAGAUUUUCUAAAGUGCCUGGAGGAGCAGCUCAAGACUGCUCUGUCUAUAACUAGAGAUAUGAAGACAGAACUAGUGAUGGAGUUUGUGAAGACCCUUCAAGAGAAGGAGAAGCGGCUGAGAGAAGAGAACCAGGUUCUAACUAGCCAGCUUUCAAAGAUGAAGAAGUCUCUGGAAACAGAGGAUAGAAGAGCAAUGUCACCAAGAAAAAGCUCCGGCAAGAACCCACAGGAGACUCUCCUGCUUCUUAAGUAACCACCAUCACCAAGACACCAACGGCUGAUUCAAACAUUAAAAAAUGUAAAAAAAAAAAAAAAAAAAAAUCUGAUUUGUAAUUCGCAAGGAAAGCUACAUGUGUGAAAUAUCCUCUUCUUCUCCUGCUACGGAAAGAUUUAAGGGAAGCAUCAAAUAAUGUAUUUAUUUUUAUUGUUACCUUCGGAGACCAGAUGAUAAGUAUAGUGUUUGGUAUGUUGUUUUCUUCUGAAAAUAGGAAUUGGUGAGUGUAUCCCUAAAAGUUGUGCUUUCUUCAGCGUGAAGAACCCUAAGGCCAAAUUUAUUUACUUUA
Molecule: messenger RNA, 1041 nt
Organism: Camelina sativa (false flax)
Lineage: Eukaryota; Viridiplantae; Streptophyta; Magnoliopsida; Brassicales; Brassicaceae
Product: protein MADS AFFECTING FLOWERING 5
Biological process (GO): positive regulation of transcription by RNA polymerase II
Cellular component (GO): nucleus
Molecular function (GO): DNA-binding transcription factor activity; RNA polymerase II transcription regulatory region sequence-specific DNA binding; protein dimerization activity
Source: RefSeq, a predicted model, not a curated record